CUGAAUCACGCCAUCACUAGCUCAAGCUGCCUCCUUCCUCCUCGAGCUCCCUCGCUCACUCCUCUCCGAAGCUGAAGAAGAUGUCACUCUCCUUGCAAUCUCCGCCUUCUUCGACUCUCUCCUCCUCCUCCUCUCUUCACGACGGGAAGCUGAGGCUGCUCGCUCGAUCCGCGGCGUCGAAGCUCGCGUUCUGCUACAAUCCGUCGCUUCCUCGGAUUCGAGCCACCUCCAACUCCUCCUCCUCUCUCGAUGCCGGUCUGAGCACUGAAUUGGAUGCGGUGUCCAGCUUCAGCGAGAUCGUUCCUGAUACUGUCAUCUUCGAUGACUUCGAGAAGUUUCCUCCUACCGCUGCGACCGUUAGCUCCUCGCUCCUCCUGGGGAUAUGCAGUCUUCCGGAUACUAUUUUCGGGAAUGCCAUUGAAAUGGCCUUGGCUGAUAGAGGCUGCUAUGGGUUGGCGAACAAUGAGAUGAGGUUGUCCUGUUUUGUCAACAAGGCUUUGGUCAAUGUCGGAGGUGAUAUGGCAAAGCUUGUUCCGGGUAGAGUAUCAACAGAAGUGGAUGCUCGUCUGGCUUAUGACACUCAUGGAAUUAUUCGAAAGGUGCAUGACUUGCUAAAGCUGUACGGCGAAGUAAAUGUUCCUCCCGAGCGUUUGUUGUUUAAAAUUCCUUCCACAUGGCAAGGGAUAGAGGCCUCAAGAUUGCUUGAAUCUGAGGGCAUACAGACACAUUUGACUUUUGUUUACAGCUUUGCUCAAGCAGCGGCUGCCGCACAAGCCGGUGCUUCUGUCGUUCAGAUUUUUGUUGGUCGUCUUAGGGAUUGGGCACGCAAUCACUCUGGUGACCCAGAAGUGGAUGCUGCUACGAGAAGAGGUGAAGAUCCAGGGUUGGCUCUGGUGACGAAGGCUUAUAACUACAUCCACAAAUAUGGGCAUAAAUCCAAAUUGAUGGCAGCAGCAGUGAGAAACAAACAGGAUUUGUUCAGUCUUCUAGGGGUGGACUACAUUAUUGCACCAUUGAAGGUCAUGCAAUCUCUUAAAGAAUCAAUCACUGCUCCAGAUGAGAAAUACUCUUUUGUUAGUAGGCUGUCACCAGAGUCUGCUGCUACCUACAAUUUCUCUGAAGAAGAGCUUCGUAAGUGGGACCAACUGAGCCUUGGCUCAGCUAUGGGACCAGCUUCUGUGGAGCUACUUGCGGCUGGAUUGGAUGGGUACGUUAAUCAGGCCAAGCGAGUCGAGGAGCUUUUUGGCAAGAUCUGGCCACCCCCGAACGUAUGAUUCACCAUCUGGAAUCUCUAAGCGGCUCUUAUUUACGAAGAGAAUAAUUCUGAUUCCACCUGCUUUUCGCGCUUAGGCUUUUCACUUGGGCUAUGAUGCAAAAGAAUGUAAAGCUCAUCGCCUGAUGUUAAUAAGUUUUACAGCUAUCGAAUUUUUUCCUCCUUGCUCCAAUAUGAGAACCGAACCUGAGUCGUCCUUGUCACCAAACAGAGUGUAACCUUGGUGUUCCAGGUUUCUGCUUCAUCGUGCAUCUCUGAUUC
Messenger RNA from Rhodamnia argentea, 1534 nucleotides. Its product is annotated as transaldolase. Gene Ontology annotation, biological process: carbohydrate metabolic process; pentose-phosphate shunt. The transcript has 13 exons. The record is from RefSeq and is a predicted model, not a curated record. NCBI's taxonomy places the organism in Eukaryota, Viridiplantae, Streptophyta, Magnoliopsida, Myrtales, Myrtaceae. Gene Ontology annotation, molecular function: transaldolase activity. The coding region runs from base 81 to 1274 and encodes 397 amino acids. Gene Ontology annotation, cellular component: cytoplasm; intracellular anatomical structure.